CCAACUCCCUCAAAAAAUAUUACCAACUCCACCGUCGCCCCAAUCAGAAAGCAACGCAACCCACCAACACACCAAGUUUCCCCAAUUCACGGCUCCGGCGCCACCUCCAAACCCCUUAACCAGAGAGAGAGAAUGAGACCCGACGAUGAGCCCGAGAUGGUCCGUCCAGGGUUAGUGCCGGGCCUGAUCGGCGGGCACCGAAAGAAGGGAACAGGGGUUCGGGCCUGGCUGGUGAUAGACUCGGCGGGGCUGGCCCAAGUGGUGGAAGCAGGGAAACACUCGAUCAUGCGGCGGACGGGCCUUCCAGCCCGAGACUUGAGGAUUCUUGACCCACUUCUUUCAUACCCUUCAACAGUUUUGGGGAGAGAGAAGGCGAUUGUGAUCAAUUUGGAGCAUAUCAAAGCAAUAAUUACUGCACAAGAAGUUCUUUUGCUCAAUUCUAAAGAUCCUUCUGUUACCCCUUUUGUUGAGGAGCUUCAAAGAAGAUUGGUGCGUCUUCAUCAAGCUACCAAAAUUCAGGAUGCUGGGGGUGGGGCAGAUAAUUCAGAGUGGCGAAAUCUAUAUGACCUCGAGGAGCCGCCUAGCACUAAUGCCAGCCCUCCAGAUGAUCCUUGUGGUUUCCCUCCACGUCAAGGGGUGAGUGAUGAGAAGGAUAACUUGGAGGAGAAGGAAGAUUUGAAGAACAGAGAUGGGGUAAAGGUCCUUCCGUUUGAGUUUAUAGCGCUAGAGGCUUGCCUUGAAGCAGCUUGUAGUUCAUUAGACAAUGAGGCGAGGACUUUGGAGCAAGAAGCUCACCCAGCCUUGGAUAAGCUAACUUCAAAAAUCAGUACGCUGAAUUUGGAACGUGUUCGGCAGAUUAAGAGCCGACUGGUGGCACUAACUGGGCGUGUCCAGAAGGUGAGAGAUGAACUGGAGCACCUGCUAGAUGAUGAUGAUGAUAUGGCUGAAAUGUAUCUCACUGAAAAGCUAGCUGAACAAAACCUUGAUGAUUCUUCUGUUUCCUCUGUUAAUGAGCAUGAUUAUGCUGGUGAUGGAGUCCAAGCUGAAAUGGAGGAAAGGGUGGCUGUUGAAAUAGCUGAAGUCCCAGGAGGUUCAGGUAGAUAUGAAAGUGAUGCUAAUCCACAAGACCAAUAUUUUAGUGUGCCUGCUCGACUAGCCAGAAGUGCUACACGUACUAGCACAACACACAGUGCCAUAAGCAAGCACCUUGAUGUGGAGGAGCUUGAAAUGCUUUUAGAGGCAUAUUUUGUCCAGAUUGACGGGACACUCAAUAAACUCACCACGCUACGAGAGUAUGUGGAUGACACUGAAGAUUACAUCAACAUAAUGCUGGAUGAUAAACAGAAUCACCUUCUGCAAAUGGGGGUGAUGCUCACAACAGCAACGUUAGUGGUGAGCGCGUUUAUUGUGGUUGCUGGUAUUUUCGGGAUGAAUAUUCACAUUGAACUGUUUGACGAAGACAAAGCUGGUGAUCCGGAAUUUCUGUGGACUGUUGGUGGUGGAGCCACGGGUUGCUUAUUCCUUUAUGUGAUUGCUGUUGCGUGGUGCAAGCACAAGCGUUUGCUCGAGUGAUCGAUCAUGCAACUGAUAAAUUGAUGCUGUGGUAUUAUUGACUCUGUAGUCUGUAUAGGUUUUAUAUCAAAGUAGUAUAUUUUUCUGUAAGCUUGUUGAUGGAUUUCAACACACAUUCACACUGAAAUUCGAAAUUUAUAAUCACCCUGAUGAAAAGUUAUUUCUUUUA
Spinacia oleracea (spinach) is the source of this 1741-nucleotide messenger RNA. RefSeq names its product magnesium transporter MRS2-3. Bases 133 to 1572 code for a protein of 479 amino acids. NCBI's taxonomy places the organism in Eukaryota, Viridiplantae, Streptophyta, Magnoliopsida, Caryophyllales, Amaranthaceae. Gene Ontology annotation, biological process: magnesium ion transport. The transcript is spliced from 6 exons. The record is from RefSeq and is a predicted model, not a curated record. Gene Ontology annotation, molecular function: magnesium ion transmembrane transporter activity.